Messenger RNA from Gongylonema pulchrum, 474 nucleotides. The record is from the annotation of a GenBank genome assembly. Lineage: Eukaryota; Metazoa; Nematoda; Chromadorea; Rhabditida; Gongylonematidae.
AUGGACAAGGAUGUUGUGCAUCUGAGAACGCUUGUUAAGCAUUUCCCGGAAGAGCAGAGCAUCGAUAGUCCAGAAGGCAGCGGUUUCGAGGAAGAGGAACAGCCGCAGCGUGAAUAUGGGAAAGAGGAAAAGGAUGAAGCAACAACCACUAUUCUUCCGCCACCACCGUACAUUCACACGCCGCCGCAAUAUGCGCAUGGUAAAUCGCCAAUGUACAGUUUGCUCCAUGCUGACUAUUCUAGCAGCCCUUCACUGUACGCUGCCAGCAGUGGGCAGCAGUUCAUUGUUGGCGAGCUUACGGAUAGCUUAAUUUUACCAUUCUGCGAACCUGUGGCAGUGGAUGCAGAACGCAUUCCGGUGCCGGCUCUGCAACGAGCCCAAAUACUGAAGGCCUAUUAUUCACCUCCAGAAAAAUAUGAAUUAGAAGACAACCGCGACGAAACCGGCAGCAACAGCGGUGGUUGGCGUUUGUAG